GUGCACACACGGGAUCAGAGAAUUCGCGAUCGCAAGAGUUCACGCCCAGCAAGUUCCCGAUAAUGUUUACUUUUUGUCACGCGACCUGAGGAUAAAUCCGAUAACAUACCAAGAUGGAUUUCUUGAAUAAGCCUGUUGCAGAAGUGUGGAAGGCAACCAAAAGAACCCUGGCAGAAAUAAUGGACAGCAAUGAAGGUGCGAGGAGCCCUGGUACAUCAAUGCAGAGGAGCAGUUAUGAUCAGGAGAUGAAGAGGGAUUCGGAACCGUCUGGCUCAUCUUCAAGGUCACCAAACUCCAGCAGAAAAUCCAGGUCAAGUUUUGGUUACAUCAAAGGGCGCCAUCGAUCUCAUGAAGGCAACCUGAACAUGGAAGACCAUGUAACAGAACGAGAGAAUAGACCCAUGGAUUGCAAUGACGAGGUGAGAACAGAAAUGGGAAGUGUUCAGCGGAGUGCAUCAAAUGAUUCUUUAGACUUUGCCGAGGUCCAGACGAACCCCCCGCAGCCAGUGAUGCCCAAGAUCAAAGGCAAGGACAAACAGAAUUCAGACAGAGAGAGGACCAAGACAGCUUGGACCAAAUUCAGGUUAGGCUACCUGGGUAAGAAUUCAAAUUCAACCGAUGUGGAUGAUGGUGACGUGGGUAGUGCGGAGAAGUCAUCAGUUUUGCCCUCAUUCAUGGACAAGUCCUCACCAACAUAUAGCAGUCCAGGAAAGACCAAGCCAUCAAGUAGGACUUCAAGAAGGUCCCGUGGGGAAAUUAACACCAAAGGUUUUGAUUUCCGAUCUCGCUUUCGCAGCAAUUCUAGUGACCGGGCCACAAUGAGGAGGAGGGAGCGUGAAGAGAGGGAAAGAACGAGACGGUCAUCAUACUCCAGAUCAACAUCCUUUGAUGCCAAUGAGGAGGUUGAGGAUGAGGGAAAUACUGCCAGUGAUGACGCAGGAGAUGACCAGUCAGAGAAGGUCAAAUCCAAGCUGCUCUCCAUGUGGAACAAUGUGAAGUAUGGUAGGUACUAGUCCUUUUUGCUAGCUAUUCAGUGUUCGUUGACACUUGCAUGGUUUUAAAUAAAUAUUUGAUAUAACACAAGAAGGAUCGACCUUGAUCUGGUCUAAAUUAUAGCACAGAUGAGAGGAUUGCAGGUGGGUAUUUCAUGAAGAUGUUUGUAAAAUUAUGAAUGACUUUAUUCACAACCGGAACAUGUCAGGUGCUUAGUCAACUAAAAUGGGAUAUAAUAAUAAUAAUAAUCAGUUCUUGUAUAGCGUAUAAAACAUUAUGAAUAACGUCUCUAUGCGCUUCCAAAGGACUUGGAUAUUAUUACCCUGGUUUUAGCUAGGCUACCUAGGCGCUCCAGCUUUCAAGGAAUUUCUUCCUACUGGGUACCCAUUCACCUCACCUGGGUUGAGUGCAGCACAAUGUGGAUAAAUUUCUUGCUGAAGGAAAUUACGUCAUGGCUGGGAUUCAAACCCACGACCCUCUGUUUCAAAGUCAGAAGACUAAUCCACAACGCUCCACAUAUACAGUAUGUACAUUCAGAAUGGAAGGGGUCACUAGUCGUGUAUAAGGUCAUUCAUGACUUAAGAACAGAUUUAUGACACACCCAGAAGUCUUUGUGAUAUUAGGGUGUUUUUUUGCACCGCAACACAGAACACAGUCAGGAACACAAUAAAUGUAUUGAAAAUGGAAGUCAAAUCACAAUGAACACAGCUGGGAGGUCUUUGUCAAAAAUUGGUGAACCGGAACAGCAUUUUUUGAGCUGACGAAAAAUUGCCAAUCUGUUGUUUUUCCAGAGUCCAAGACGAAUCUGCUGUUUUGAUUCACCCAUUUUCAACAGAGCCUUCUUGGUUAUGAAUGGCAUUUGAGUGAUUUGACAAUGUAUUUUCUAUGUUGUUGAAAGUGUUCUGCAUCACAGUGCAAAAACUCCCUAUUGUCAUUUCUUAAAGACAAUGCUGAUAGCAUUUGGAUAGUUCAACAUCAAUGGGCAUCUACCCCAUCAUGACAGUCCCCCAGUAUGGAAUCGCACAUUAAUCAUCUUUGUUCAAGCAUUGUAAAGUGCCAAGUUUUAACUUUGCAGGAUUCAGUAUCGGAGUUCAUUUUUUCCCAUUCACCUUCUGGUGAAUGUCCCUUAAGGAGCAUGCUUUCAGGUGCUGUUCAUUGCUGGGUAGAUCAAGUUUCAUCUGACACCAAUUUUUGUAGGUGUCGAAUACAAUUGUGGGAAAGAUUGAAGAUGCACAACCUUCCUAAAUUGCUAAAAAUCUAUUAAGAUUAGAGAAAUAAACAAACAAAAGAAAUCAAUUUGCAACAGAAAGAUGUCAUCAAUUGUUGUGUUUUUCCUCAUCGAGCAUAAUGUACUUUGGUAUGUACAUGUAAGUGACAAGUUGUGCUAAAAUUCACUUUUACAUGUACGUUUACAUGUACAUGCCCCAUGUGAACUUUGAAAAUUAACCAUUUUGCCUUUGAUAUAACACAUAAAUCUGCAUGGAUAAUUUCAUUUUUACACCAAAGUUUUCUUUUUGGCCCAAAACAUUUUUGUUAAAAACUUCAAAUGCCAUCUCGGUUUUAUAGAGUAAAGGGAUCUUUACUAUUUAAACAUAUUGAGGGAGUGACAUCUCUGUAGUUUUUUUCUCAUGUUGAGCAUACCCACCACACAAUUCAGCACCAUAAAUGUACAAGAGUUCAAGGGAAAAAAAUGAAGACCUGUGUCCUAAACUAACUGUCCCCAUUUGAAAAUAAAUGUCAAACUUGUUCAGGAUUUGAGCAUUUCCGUAUGUACAUAUACAUUUACCUUUACAGACUCUCGUAUUGUUUUGGUUUUAAAGUCAGUGCAACCAUUCUGAUCAUUGGCUUUCCUUACACUCAUUCACUCCAAGCUCCUGUAUACAUGUAUGUACUAUCAGGUAAAAGAAGUGAGUCACAAGAGAAGGGCUCUAUACCCCAUGACUGUCCUGGUUGCAAAGAUCCUUCCGAUACAGACCUAUUCUCGUCUAGUUAUGACCUUGACUCGCUCCAUGCAGUUCACUCGUCUACAAGAUGCAGCCUAUUAAUGCUUGUCAACAACUCAAGAGAAUUGUUGGUUGGGUUGGCUCCUUGUACUCGGUAGUUUGCAAGACAGAGUGCUUGUAAAUAACUUGGGAGUUGAAUUAAACUUCCCAAGUACAAGCACAUGUUUCAAGGACAACAUCCUCAAUGUUCCCACCAAUUCUGAACAGUAUAGUCUUAUUGGACACUUCAUCUUUGAUGCCCCACAGAUUGAGUACUGUAUUGCAGAUCAAAUUGGGAGAUGUUUUUUUUUAAUAUUAAUUGGUACAUGUAAUCUCAUAAUUGCAAUCUUUUUCAUUGUAACAAUACCUCAAAAUUAGAUAAUUCACUAUCUAAAUGUAAAUAGAAGGAUGUGUUUUCAUAGUGAAUAGAAUGACUUUUACAGUUCUAACAAGUGCCUCAACGAUACCGACAGAAGACAC
Messenger RNA from Lytechinus pictus (painted urchin), 3455 nucleotides. RefSeq lists its product as uncharacterized. Bases 114 to 1013 code for a protein of 299 amino acids. NCBI's taxonomy places the organism in Eukaryota, Metazoa, Echinodermata, Echinoidea, Temnopleuroida, Toxopneustidae. The transcript has 2 exons. The record is from RefSeq and is a predicted model, not a curated record.